AUGCUUAAAAGUUUACUGCGAGAGCACAUUGUGAUUGAAUCGUACGGUAUUCAAUCGUACGGAUCGUACGGUAUUCAAAUACGGCCGGUAAUCCGGUUGGAAGUUUUCUGGAUGCAACAGAUUGGAACUAAUUCGGUCGAUUGGCCAUCUUUUGCUGUGACAAAUUAUUUCAUUAUCAUUCAUCCUUCGUAUCUUCACAUAUCAAUGAUCGAAGACAAAUAUUUACUACACAAUUCCGACACACAGUUGUCAUAUUAUCAAAGAUAUCGAGGGAAAGAUGAACCAGAAUGGACCAAAAUAGACAUAGCGAGGGGAAGAUUGACCGAAACAGACAUACCGAAGGACAGAGGACAGAUUGACCGGAAGAAUCAACGACUGCUUUCUGUUCAACGACGACGAAUGACGACGUAA
This is a messenger RNA of Loa loa (African eye worm), 411 nucleotides long. RefSeq lists its product as hypothetical. The transcript is spliced from 4 exons. The coding region runs from base 1 to 411 and encodes 136 amino acids. The record is from RefSeq and is a predicted model, not a curated record. Lineage: Eukaryota; Metazoa; Nematoda; Chromadorea; Rhabditida; Onchocercidae.